AUGGCAGCCGACCCUCGCACCCGCCAGCAGUCCACCUCCCACAUCCUCAAAACCGGCAAGCGGGGCAAUCCAUUUGUCAAGGACACCCACGACCUCUUCUCAACCCUCGUCGCCUCCCUCCAGCUCUCCACCAACACCCGCUUCUUCCGCUCCUACCCCAACUCAUUCACCACCGACGAUGCCGCCGCCAACCUCUCCUCCCUCCGCUUCUCCCAGUCCAACCGCUCGACAGACCCCAACGACCCCUCCCGGAUCGUCACCACAACCACCACCACCACCUUCUCCAUGAACCGCGACAUCGCAAAGGGCAUCUGCCAGCACUUCAUGGACGCCCGCCUCAUCGAGAACGCCGCCGACCCGCUCAACCCGACCUUUAAGGAGCGCGGCAUCUACCAGAUCACCCCCAAGGGCCUCCACGUCCUCGAGCGCUUCAUCACCAAGAACGGCAUCCAUGCCGACCAUCUCGUCCGCGUCUUCACCACCCAGCCCAUCUGCAUGAAGCUCCUCCACCUCGAGCGCCGCCCAACCGACGACGAGAUCCACAUCACCCCCAACGUCAUCAACGUCGUCUUCAAGCGCUUCUCCGGCGGCCGCUCCCCCAACUACGUCUCCGACCCCGCCGAGCUCCACCGGAACACCGCCCUGCGUCCGUUCAGCGAGAACCCCCGGCUGACGCCCAACUACGACCGCAGCCUGGGCGUCGAGCUCCAGGACGUCCGCGAGCGAGCGGCGAGCGGGACAACCUUGCUGGUCAAGCACGUCUUCUCCUCCACCGUGGCCAUCGACUGGCUCGUCGACUUCUCCACCUGCUGCGGCAGGGAGGAGGCCGCCGAGCUGCUCGCCCACUUCGUCCGCUACGGCCUCAUCACCCUCCACAUCGACCGCUCCAAGGGCGCCGACAAGGUCGCCCACGCCCUCGUCCGCGCCCCCGCCAGCGAGCCCACCAUCCCCGGCGUCUCCCUGGAGGGCCAGUUCAAGUACGGAGCCAAGGUGACCUACCGGAUCACCGACGAGGGCCGUCGGCUCAGCGGGCUCGACGGCAGCACCGAGCGGGCCCACUACAAGAUCGGCGUCGCAGCCACCACCCGGACCUCCGAGGACGACCUCCAGUCCGUCUCCCACCACCACCACCAGACUAACAGCAGCCAACAUCAUCAUCAGCAGCACCAGCAGCACCACCACCACCACCCGACGGCCGACCCGACCUCCCUCGGCCCCCUGGCCGACCAAGGCCAGCAGCAGAACGAGGGCCGACAGGUGCUCCGGGACAUCCUGCAUGCCGACAGCUCCGACGGCUCGGCCUGGGUGCGCGACGCCACCUCGUCGAGUGCCCGGCUGAAGGCCAUCCUCGGCGAGCCCGCCCUGCGCUCGCUCUUCCGGGACUUCCUACGCUCGCACAUCUGCGAAGAGAACCUGCACUACUGGAUCGACGUGCAAGAGUUCCGCCGUAGGUUUGCGACCUCAUCGACGGCGGUGGGUGUCGGCUCGGCACCGCACUCGUCGUCGUCCAGCAAGAAGAAGGCGCCCUCCUCUGCCGCCUCGGCCAUGGAGCAACACCAGGAGAAGCUCGUCGCCACCGCCCUGCUCAUCUUCAACUCCUACCUCGCCCCCGGCUCGCCCUCCGAGCUCAACAUCGACCACAACCUCCGCGCCGACGUCAUCAGCUACAUGUCCCGCGCCGUCGACGAGGCCAAAGGCACACCCAACUCGCCGGAGACCAACGAGGGAUCGGUGCCUGCUCUGAGGGCGACCCAGGUCCAGGCACUGCUGCGGCACUACGAACGGAUAGCCGACCACAUCUACCGGUUGAUGGCCACGGACCAGGUGCCGAAGUUUGUGCGGACGGAGCGGUUCCUGGAGAUCCUAUCGGCGCAGCAGCUGGACGAGAGCCGGGACGGGUCGGCGACGACGCUGACGAGCGGCGGUGUUGGAAGGGGGACGGCUGGCACAAGGAAGAGUAGCAGCCCGAUGACCAGCGAGCUCCGGCUGCCCGCCACGCUGCUCAAGCAGCCCUCCGCGUACAGCAAGAAGUUCAAGAAACAGCCCGCCUCGACGGCCGACUCCCCCGUGUCCUCCUCGCCCUCGUCCCCGCUCGCCAACCCGCCCCUCCCGCUCGCUUCAGCCGCCCCCGUCGCGGGCCCAGGGCCGACACGAAACACGCUCACGGCUGCUUCGGCGGCCGCCUUCAGCCACGGCUUGGCCCGCAACCCUCCCCCUCCCGCCCCCGUCGUCGGCGCAGCCCAGCCUCCCGUGGCCCCCGACGACGCCCGCCUGACCCCGCCCGACUCCGCGCCCUCUCUGCCCACCGCCCCGGCCCCCUCGGCCCUGCUCGCCCGUCUCUCCCUCCACCCGCCCGGCCACACGCCCUCGCCUCCCUAG
Puccinia triticina is the source of this 2379-nucleotide messenger RNA. RefSeq lists its product as uncharacterized. The coding region runs from base 1 to 2379 and encodes 792 amino acids. The record is from RefSeq and is a predicted model, not a curated record. NCBI's taxonomy places the organism in Eukaryota, Fungi, Basidiomycota, Pucciniomycetes, Pucciniales, Pucciniaceae. Gene Ontology annotation, biological process: intracellular signal transduction. The transcript has 4 exons.